CGUCAUUACUGGGCUUCUAUUUUCCUCUUGUUCUUGUUCUUGUUAUUUUUUGUCUGAAAGUUUUCAAAAUGAAAAAGUUUAUAAACGCUACAGUCAUUUUAUCUUAUUCUUUCAAUCUACUCUACGAAUAACUAUCAUAGUACCAUUACUUGAAAUCCAGAACUGACAGCAGUAUCACCAAAAUUACUGGUUAGAAAGGAGAUAUGUGAGCUGCAUUUCCAACAGCAGGAUAUUCUAUCCAGUGAACGUCUCAUGAGAGAUGCAGUACCGCAGGUCUACGCUUACACUGAAAGUCAUCCAGGCCCAUUGACAAGCACAAAUAGCCUAGAUACUAUGCCUGGAAAUAGAUGCGUAUUCAGGAAUUGUUCCAACAUUCGCACAAAAGGAUUGAAAAUGUUCACCUUUCCCCGGGAUAUUUACACAGCAAAUAUCUGGGUGGCCAACUCAGGAAAUGCAGAACUGAUCGCAUUAUCACCAGAAUUACUUGUUAAAAAGGUGAUAUGUGAGCAGCAUUUCCAAGAGAAGGAUAUUCUAUUGAGUGGACGUCUCAUUAAAGAUGCAGUACCGCAGGUCUACUCUCACACUGAAAGUGAUCCAGGCCCAUUCACAACCACAAAUAGCCUUGAUACUAUGCCUGGAAAUAGAUGCGUUUUCAGAAAUUGUUCCAACAUUCGCACAAAAGGAUUGAAAAUGUUCUCCUUUCCCCAGGAUAUUGACACAGCGAAGAUCUGGGUGGCCAACUCAGGAAAUGCAGAACUAAUUGCAUUAUCUCCAGAAUUACUUGUUAAAAAGGUGAUAUGUGAGAAGCAUUUCCAAGAGAAGGAUAUUCUAUCGUGUGGACGUCUCAUUAAAGGUGCAGUACCGGAGGUCUACCCUUUCACUGACAGUGAUCCAGAUCCAUUCGCAAACAUUAACUCAUCUAGUCCUGCUUCUCCUCGUUUCAACCACACAUUGGCGUCACCAAAUAAACAUGCUGCAAAAAAAUCUGAGCUUCUACCAUCUCCAUCGAUGGCGGACACUGUUGUUGUGAAGGAGGAGGAUGAAAGCUGCCAAGAACCAGCCCCAGAGUGCAGCACUGGCACUGUUUGUUCGCAAAUUGAUAAUGACGUUGAUCAACCACAAGCAGACAUUGACUUUUCUCAAACAAAUGCAUCAACGGAUGAGUGUGUGAUACCGGCAGUUGAUAGCAGUCAAGAACCAGCCCCAGAGUGCAGCACUGCAUGGAAUCCAAACGAACUCGAUGUUGUUGAUUCUGGCCUGCAACGUUUCUUGCAAGUAUUCAUCAAAGGAGAAUUGAAUGAUCUACAAAAGGCAGGAGAAUGCUUGGAGGAAGUUGAAUGCAGCUCAAUCGACCCUCUUGAUAUAACAGAAAUGAAGACAGUUGCAGUGAAGGAGAAAGAUAGCAGCCAAAAACCAACGCCAGGGUGCAGCACUGCAUGCUCUCCUAAUGAUGAUGAUGAUGACUUCAUUUCCUUUCAAGAUCUGUGUCUGGAGUACUUCAGAAAAGAAGCGCAUGAUCUUAAAAAGGCAAGAGAAAGAUUGGAAGACGUUGAUUGCAGCUCAUCUGGCCACGUUGAUGCAACAGAAGAAGGUGAAAGUGAACCAAACAUGCAUGACGCCCGUGCAGCGAUGCAAAACUGCUCGAAUGAUGCGGAGGCUACAAGUGAUAGCUGUGCGCAAUGUAACUAUCAAUCUCCCCAGUUCACUAUGAAACACUUUUUGAACCACAAUGCAAAGAAAUUUUUCAAUCUUGAAUCAUUUAGUACAAGUGAUUUCAAAAAAAGUAUUGAGACAUGUAACGGCGAAAAAAAAUUAUUUUGUGAAUUUUGUAAAGGUAAAUUAAAUAAGUCAAGUAAAGUGAAAAGUCGUCUCCGAACUCAAAAUGUAGAUAAAGAACAGACAUAUAGCGGCGAUAAACAUAUCUGUGUACUCUGUAAACGUAAAUUAAAUAAACUGAAAAGUCAUCUCCGACGUAGAUUGGAACGUCUUCUCCGAGCUCAAAUUGCACGUAACAAACCAAAACGUACGGCCGAAAAGCAUUUCUGUUGUGAAUUCUGUAAAUCUAAAUUUAGUGAUUCAAGUUAUUUUAAAAGACAUCUCCGAACUCAACAUGCUGAUAAGAAACCUUUCUGUUGUGAACUGUGCGACUACAAAUGCUCUGAUCCAAAAUUUUUGAAAGAUCAUCUCAAAACACAUAAAGAUGAAAAACCUUUCUCUUGUGAAUUUUGUGACCGUAAAUGCAAGAGUGCAUAUUUAUUGAAGGCCCAUCUCCGAACACAUACAGGAGAAAAACUGUGUUGUGAACUGUGCGACUUUAAAUGCUCUGCUCCAAGUUAUUUAAGAAGUCAUCUCAAAAAACAUACGGGCGACACAAUCAUUUGUGAAAUUUGUGGAUUUAGAUGCACCGAAUUGAGUAGUUUGAGAGGUCAUCGCAAAACACAUUCAGACGAAAAACCUUUUAGCUGCAAAUUUUGUGAAUUCAACUGCAAAGAUUCAUUGGCUCUGAAAAGACAUAACAGAACACAUACAGACAAAAAACCUUUCAGCUGUGAACUGUGCGAAUUCAAAACCUCUCAACAAUCAUAUUUGAAAAAGCAUUUGAAAACACAUACAGGCGAAAAACCUUUCAACUGUAAACUCUGCGACUAUAAAUUCAGACGGUCAUUCCACUUAGCAGCUCAUAUGAGGACGCAUACAGGUGAAAUGCCUUACAGCUGUAAACUCUGUGACUUCAGAUGCGCUCAGAUUGGUAGUAUUCAAUAUCAUUUUCGCAAGCAUCAUAAAGAUGAAGAUCACAGUAAACUCUAUGACUAUAAAUGCUCUACAAAUUAGACUGGCUGUUUGCAGUAUGAUCUUCGCAGGAUUCAUAAAGAUGAAUUAAGGAAAGUUCAUGAAAGAAUUACUCAAUUCAUUUUACUGAUAUAAAGCUGAAGAGCGUUCUGCUACUCACAUCCACAGAAUUCACGAUCUUGUGUAGAUAAUUGGCUUGAAGCAUUAUGAAAAAUUAUACCUAAUAAUGGCAAUGUUUCUUUCAGAGAUCGUAAUGAUUUUAUUAAACUCUAGACACUUGACAAUUCAAAGUAACUAAAGAAAAGAAAAUACAAUACCUUGCCUUUUAGUGUAAAAUUUUGUAAAUUUCGCCAAAACAAUAUAAUUUGAUGUCUAUGUGAAUACUUGCUGUACAAAUUUAAAUCUCAUCUUCCACUUGAAGGGAAAUAGAAAUAAAUGUCUAGCCAAUCCUAUUUUGUGAAGUAAAUUGAAACAAUUUUUAUUUUGCACUGAAACGUUAAAAAAUAAUAAACUGAAAUCAUGUUGUAUCUUAUUGAAAAAAUAUGAAAUUGAAAAUAACUUUAUUCAAAUACCUGUUAAUAUUACAAUCAAAUAGUUAUCAAGAACUUUCACACCUCUCUAAAACCUUCUAAACUUGUAAGCUAUUUUUGUCAAGUACCUAGCCGAAACUAUUCUGUCUAAUAGUGUUGUAUUUUUCUAACACAAAUAGAUUAUCUCCAGUUUCUAGUAGUAAUGAGUUUAAAAGUCUUCAUAACACAGCUAGAAUAAAAUCUUAUACUGUCAUGAAAUUCAGGAAUGUGUUUAUAUUCAUAACCAAACUAUUUUAUCUUUUCAUUCACUAAUUAAGUCUUAUAACUCACCUAAAUUUGCAACAUAAACUACCUAUACCAUA
Molecule: messenger RNA, 3682 nt
Organism: Nilaparvata lugens (brown planthopper)
Lineage: Eukaryota; Metazoa; Arthropoda; Insecta; Hemiptera; Delphacidae
Product: oocyte zinc finger protein XlCOF22
Exons: 12
Coding region: 253-2832 (859 amino acids)
Biological process (GO): regulation of transcription by RNA polymerase II
Cellular component (GO): nucleus
Molecular function (GO): RNA polymerase II transcription regulatory region sequence-specific DNA binding; DNA-binding transcription factor activity, RNA polymerase II-specific
Source: RefSeq, a predicted model, not a curated record